Molecule: messenger RNA, 2747 nt
Organism: Pocillopora verrucosa
Lineage: Eukaryota; Metazoa; Cnidaria; Anthozoa; Scleractinia; Pocilloporidae
Source: RefSeq, a predicted model, not a curated record
AUAACGAAAUAACGAAAUAACGCGCGCACGGAUUUGUUUUUUCCAAAACAACACCAAUGAUCAUUACAAAUCAUAGUUAUUGAAGGUGCCUACAAAAACUAAAAAAUACUAGCGGCCAAAAACAAGAAAGAGGGACUUACGAGCCUUGGAGAUCGCACAGUAACUUGUGAAACAGCACGAUUUCAUGGCGGAGAGUACUAAUUCAAGACCUCUUGGCAUGUUAGAGCGGGUGCUGCUCGACAGAGAAAAGAUAAAUCAUUGGGGCACUAUUACUUCUGUGCUGCUGCUAACUUCUGAAGAAGAACUGAUUCACGAUCAUCUGCGGAAAGCCCUCAGUCUGCUACCCAAACGAUUUCCCUUGUUACGGAUGCGAAUCAACGAGAGCGGCAGUCAACCAUACUUUGAAGAAAUGGAAAACCCAGAAACAGUCGACUUUCGAGUAUUGGACGAAAUAACUGCUGAUGAAUGGGAAAAAGGUUUCGAAAAGGAAACAGAUGGCCCCUUGUUCAACACUAACAGUGGUCCUCUAUGGCGAGUGAGGCUACUGAGAGAAUCAGUCCACGAAGGCAAAUACAACUACGCGUUACUGUUCACAUUCCAACAUGCAAUCUGCGACGCGCUUUCUGUCUUCCAGCUUCAGCAAAAACUGGUGGAAUUUUUAGCGGCUCUCCACCAUAGUGAAGAAUUUGAAGUUGAAAGCUUGCCCCUUAGACCCCCCUUGGAAUCGCUGCUAUCCAAUCGAGCCGAACCAAGCACUGCGGAGAAAGUGUUAAUUUCGAGCUUUUUCGCACUUCAGCGAGCGAAAACCUUCUUCAUGAAACCAAAUAAUCUUUACCUUUCAGUUUACCCCCCUGUUGCCAAUUCAAAUCCGUCGGUAUCGAAGAAAACCUGCCUCCUUGGUCGAAGUUUUUCUGAAGAAGACACAAAGCUGCUGAUAAAGAACUGUAAAGCCAACAAGUGCACAGUUCACGGUGCCAUAACCGCCUCCACGCAUCAAGCGAUCGCGCGAAUUCUCCGCACGAAAAAACACGAUCUUCACAACCCAGUCUGCAUCGAUUCAAUCUAUACAGUCAGUCUACGCAAAGAUUGCCAGCCAAAAGUUGAAACCUUUGAGUUUGGAGCCUAUGUUACCGCAAGUGCUUUAUCAAUUUUAGUUCCCUUGGCUUACCCCGAUGACAAAGUUGGCUUUUGGGAGUUUGCUCGCACGUGUACUCGCGAGGUACACGCGCAGCUAGACUCUGGGAAGCACUUCGACCUCUUGAAGCUUUAUUAUUGUUCUGGUAGCAAAGCGUAUUGUAAUUUACACAAUUAUGAAAAUAACGAAGGCCGUAGGAGCCAGAUCAUCACUAUCACUAACUGCGGAGCCCUCCAGACGAGCCAGGGUGGGGAGUGUCCGUUCAAAUUUGCCGGAAUGUACUUUGGUCUGAGAGGAGAGAGACUGGGCCACGUUUUCGGUAACAACAUCCUGACGGUGGACGGUAGACUUUACUGGGCCGUGGAAUAUUUCCCACACGUUACCACAAAAGAACAAGCAGAAGAUUUCAUUACAUUAUCCAUGCAGAUUUUAAAAGAUGUGUGUGCACUGUAAUUCUAUGCACUGGGAACACUUUCAAUAAAUCGUGAAACUCGAGGAAUGUUAAAACUGUUAAGAAAAUGAGGUUUUGCAACAGCCGAGAUUUUCAAAGGAAAAAACUCCAUUGCAAGCUAUCGCAUCUUCCUGAUAUGCUGUAAGGUGGCUCAAAAUGGUCAUGUUAUUUUCAAAUAGCAAUUCUCUGUUAUAGCGAUUCCACUGCACUUUAUCUUAUGUAAACUUGAAGAGAUUAUCGAAAAUUAAGGUGGCUCUGAAGUUACCAUGCAGAUUUAAAAGGAAAAACUUUUUAAAAAGAUGAAUCUCGAAACACUGAUUGUAAUUCACGAACAAGUAACUGGGUCACUGAAAUCGUAUAUAUUCAAACUUAUGUUUAAAGUAGCUGCAGCAUAAUUCGUAUAUCGAGUCAGGUUGAAAAUGUAAACUUCGCGACCUAUAUCAUCGGCUCGUGAAGAGAAGUAUUCUAAAAAUGAAUAAUCUUUGCUGCAGGGAGACAAUAUAAGAAGUCUCUCAAACAACGUUCUCCAACAGGUUCACGUCCAAUUCAAUUUUUGACAUCUCAUCUAUGAAAGGGAAGAUAUCUCUUUAAUUUGAGAAUUUAAGAUGUUUUCAUUUCCGUGAUCGCGCUAACUGCUUCACAAAGAAGCUGAAGUUUGGCUGAAACCUUCUUUUCAAGUGGAACGCCGUUCCGUUGUUUUCACGUUAAUGCUGAUUCCACAAGUCGUCCAACUCGCUUCCUUGAUUUUGUCGCAGUUCGCUCAGCGCCCAUUUCUUGUUGUCAAUCUCCGCCAUGAGUGUAGUGUAUUGCUGAACAAGGGAAUCAAAACCCAUUCCAACUGACUCGUAAGCUAGAAGUGUUUGUGUAAGUCGGUGAAACUCGGCAGUGCUCUCUUCUUCUGCGUCCUUUAAAGAGGCCCUAAGGUGAAUAUGAAGAGAGAAAAAUAUUAGCAAUUUUGUCAAACGUGGUACAAAGAAAAAAGUCUGACUUCACGGACGCAUGUCCCAGACCCUUGCAAUUCGCGGUCCAAUGCUCCACCGCAGACCUACAGAUCACUUGAAUGAAGGGGGUAAGUUUCUAAAGAAACUGUGGUGUAGCGUCGGUGGGAGAGUAUAACAGUUUAAUUUAGUAUUAUCACCUGAGUUGACAACGAAAACUGGC